UCCCGGAAGCAAGCCGGCGGUUGCGCCGGGCGCACCCCUACGCUGCCGUAAGUGAUGUGAACGGGGGCGGCGGCGGGGAGCCGGGCCGUGUCGCUGCAGGAUGGGGGGCGGCCGCCGCUGGCUUGGGCUGUGCUUGCUGCUGGCCCUGGCGGGGCCCGGCGCGGCCCUGCAGAACGUCACCGCCCAGCUCUUCGGGGCCGAGGCCUACGGGACGCUGGCGGCCUUCGGCGACUUCAACUCGGACAAGCAGACGGACCUGUUCGUGCUGCGCGGCGGGAAUGAGUUGAUUAUCUUUCUGGCUGACCAAAAGGAACCCUACUUUAAGCCCCGUGUUAAGUUACCAAUGAAAUCUCUCGGUGUUACCAUAACCAGUGUAGUUCCUGGGGAUUAUGACGGUGAUUCACAAAUGGAUGUCCUGCUGACUACCCGGGCACAAAAUCAUGGCAGAGAUGAACUUUCAGUGUUUAUUUUCUGGGGGCACAAUCAAACAUUAGAUCUUAACCAUAAAACUAUGUUAAAUAAGACUUUUCGUGAUGAGCCUCUAGUAAUGGACUUUAACGGAGACUUGAUUCCUGACGUCUUUGGUGUCACAAAUGAUUCAAGUAAGCCACAGAUAUUGAUAGGCGGGAACUUCUCAUGGCAUGCUGCAUUGGAAACUCAAAGUAAAAUGUAUAUACCGCACUCUCAUGCUUUUAUAGAUUUAAAUAAUGACUUCACUGCUGAUUUGUUCCUUACGACAUCACCAAAUCCACAAAACGUUCAGUUUGAGACAUGGGUAAAUAAGGAUGGGAACUUCUCUAAACUUGAAGAAACUGUGUAUGCGCCUAGUGGUAUGAAAGUUGUUGGACAGUCUGUGUUUGCAGAUUUUGAUGGGGACGGACAAAGUGAACAUUUGUUACCAGUCUGUGAAGAUAAAAAAUGUCAAAAAAGUGCCAUCUACUUAACUAAGAUAGGAAUGAAACAGUGGAUUCCAGUCUUGCAAGACUUCAGAAAUAAAGACACACUCUGGGGCUUUGUACCAUAUCCAAGUGACAAACCUUCAACGGAAAUGUUGUUUCCGAUUACACUUCAUAUUGGAGAUUACAAUAUGGACGGCUACCCAGAUGCUCUUGCUAUACUACAGAACACAUCUGGAAGCAAUCAACAAGCAUUUUUACUAGAAAAUGUCCCAUGCAAUAAUGUAAGCUGCAAGAGUGUACGUCGCAUGUUUAAAGUUUUUUGGGAGCUCUCGGACCUUAAUCAAAUCAAGGAUGCAGUGGUAGCAACCUUCUUUGACAUAUAUGAAGAUGGAAUCUUGGAUAUCAUUGUGCUAAGCAAAGGCUACUCCAACAAGGACUUUGCUAUCCAUACAUUAAAAAAUAACUUUGAAGCAGAUGCCUAUUUUGUUAAAGUUAUUGUUCUCAGCGGCCUCUGUUCUAAUGACUGUCCUCGGAAAGUAACGCCUUUUGGUGUUAAUCAGCCUGGUCCUUACAUCAUGUACACUACUGUAGAUGCAAAUGGAUACCUGAAAAAUGGGUCAGCUGGACAGCUUAGCCAGUCAGCACAUUUUGCUCUCCAGUUGCCAUACAACGUGCUAGGCUUGGGACGUAGUGCUAAUUUCCUCGACCAUUUGUAUGUUGGCAUUCCUCGUCCUUUAGGAGAAAAGUCCAUAAGAAAACAAGAAUGGACAGCUAUCAUACCAAACUCCCAGCUUAUAGUCAUCCCCUAUCCUCAUAAUGUUCCUCGAAGCUGGAGUGCAAAGCUGUAUCUGACCCCAAGUAACAUUGUGCUGCUAACAGCUAUAGCCUUAAUUGGUGUCUGCGUUUUCAUCUUGGCAAUAAUUGGCAUAUUACACUGGCAAGAAAAGAAAGCAGAUGACAGAGAGAAGCGACAGGAGGCUCAUCGGUUCCAUUUUGAUGCGAUGUGACAUGCCUUAAUAUUUAUGAAGGAGCUGCUACUCAUUUGCUUAAUUGAAUUACUAAAUUCUGAUUUGUAAAAUGAUUACCGUGAAAAUACCACUGGUGUGUUAUUUGUAAAUGUUGCGUUAUUUGGUAUUUAUUUGGAAAGUAUUAAAAUUAGACCUGAAUGUCUCACAAGGCCUUUCAGUUAACAGACUGUAUAUAAUAGCAUUUGGUCUUUAUUGAACAGAACCAUAAUUUUAUUUUUCUUAGUAAAGGGAUCAAAUUGCAUGUACCACUGUUUACGUACCACCAAUUCCUUAGUAAUAUUUGAUAGAAAGAAAGCUUUGUAAAUAAAGUUUAGCAUUUCAGUGAGCAGAAUACUUUGUACCACUUCGGUUGGUCUUGUCAUUUAUACAUUCCUGCAAAAUAACCUGCAUUUCUGAAAACUUAAGUUUCAGCAGUUUCUCAGAUUACUUGAUCCUUAAUUAUUCUGAUUGUACUAAAUGGUGCUCAACUUAAAGUAUUCUGUGUUUUUCUUUGUUUAAAUCUAUAUGUGCAGUUGUUAAAGAAUUUAGAAAUUGGAGAACUAAAAGAAACCUGCAAUGUUAAUGGUAGCUUAGUAGCUCAGCAUGGGUUAGAUGCAGUAUUUAUGUGUGUUAGUUCUAGAGAGAAGACAAUGCAUUAAAAAAUUAAAAUCAUAACAAUGUAUCAGCAAUACAUAAACUGCUUUUAUAAUUAAACUAUAACCACAAUUAUUUUAAAAAGGCCUAAAGUCAUUAUGAAAGUAACUUUCUUAAUAAGAAAAGUAUGGGAUAUUUUUGUUUGUUUGUUUUGUUUUUAAGGAAGUUAAAAGAAACAUUGUGGAGUGGAAGGAGAAUGAGGAUUAACUCCCUAAAAUUUGUUGCUAAGGGAUGAGAUAAACAGAGAUUAAAUUAAGAAUAGAAUAGAACACUCCAAAUAAGCAAUGUACAUUAUCUGUGUACAUUACUAUGCCCAAAUUUCAUAAGGUUCUAAUAAUUACGUAAGACAUGUAGCUCUAUCACCAUUUUAAAUAUAGAAGUUGAGCUACUUGUCUUAUGAAAUUAUUAGAACCGUACGAAGUUAUAAUUGCUCAGUGUUCUUUGGAUCCUGAAAGAGUCUCUAAAAAUAAUCAUGCUUUUAUUUAAUAGUUGCUCCUUAGUGAUGUGACUUUACAUGAUUAAGUGUGCAUUUAAAUCUGUCCAUUUGCAUUCCUAAUAAGUGCUGUUUGAUAAACUAGAACACACUUUUUCAACAAAGUGUCGGACCUAUAGGCAGUCAUCUCUGCAGUAGGUAUCUCCUCCAGUCUGGCACUUGUCGUGUAACCUGCUGUCCUGUAACACUACCUUUGCUUGUCAAUACAGGAACAGAGAAGAGAGCAGGUACAAAGCUGAACUGAUUAUGUCCACCCUGAAUCAUAGUCAAACAAUUUGCUACCAUGGCAGCACUGAACAGGGACCUAUUCAUACACCAACACCAAGCCAAAACCAAGAAAAGUACUCAUAAGUGGUCUACUGAGCUAUGAAGUUUUACCAGACAUUUCUAACAUGAACUGAUCAGAUGCCAACAAAGGAGGCUUUCAUAUGACAUUACUGUUACUAUUCAGGAUAGUGUAUUUCCUUAAUGCACACCUUUAAUGUUUCUCUUAGAGUAGCAUGAAAAGGUAAGAUUUUUCAGAUGAAUACUUAAUGCUAUUGGACUUUUAAACCAUAUUGAUAGAAUUUGCUCCCAACAGCAGAAGUAAUAAUGGAUUUCAUAAUUAAGAGGAAGCACAGUUCAAUAUAUUUUCCUGUCUUUUUCAGAUAUGUGGAGAAUAAGGCUAAAUGCACAGUGCCAUUGUGGCAGCAAAGUUGUCUGUAGCCCUCUAUCACAGUAUAAUAAACAUAGAUUAGCCUCCUUAUGUUUUUUGGAAAAACAAUUAGGAAUGAAAUAACCUCAUGCUGACAUUUAAGCUGUUGUCAAGUUAACAAAACAAUGAACUCAGUGUCUUUUGCUUUAAGGUAUUUUGCAUGCUCAGUAGUGCAUCAUUGCAUCACUUCAUUACAAUACAUUAUUGGCGCUUUAAUAGCUUUCCUAUAAUAAAGUUUACCACAGGUUCUAGCUACUCAUAGCUUGGCUCACAACAGUAUAUGCAUACUAUUUUGGAUUAAGGCAUUAAAUAUUGUUAAACGUCUUGUCAAAGGUU
Falco peregrinus (peregrine falcon) is the source of this 4083-nucleotide messenger RNA. RefSeq names its product integrin alpha FG-GAP repeat containing 1 (gene ITFG1). Lineage: Eukaryota; Metazoa; Chordata; Aves; Falconiformes; Falconidae. Gene Ontology annotation, cellular component: plasma membrane. Bases 101 to 1906 code for a protein of 601 amino acids. The transcript is spliced from 18 exons. The record is from RefSeq and is a predicted model, not a curated record.